AAGCUAAUCAUGGCGAAUGUUAGAAAAAAAACUUAGUACACAAAUAAAUGUGAAAGUCAGAUAAUAACUGGACAAAAAUGUGAUUAAAUAUGAUGAGAUUCAUAAUGACAGCAGUCAGCAAAGCAAAACCUCUGCCACUGGGUAGUGGCUCAGGACUUAAAGGUCAAAGGUCACAUCUACGGAAUUUCCAGUCACAGAGUAGUCCUGUGUAUAAACUGCAGUCCGAGUCUGCCAAUGGCACGAGGGGAGUCCGCAACAAUAGAGUCAAAGAAAGGAGAGGGAUCUUUACAGUUGGAGGAAAUAACGAUAAGACAAAAGUGAAAUCCCUGGAGGAUGUGGCUGCAGCAAUAAAGAAUGAGGUGUUUCAGAACAUUGUGGUGGUGGCUGGGGCGGGCAUCAGUACCCCCAGCGGCAUCCCAGACUUCAGGACUCCGGGUACUGGUCUCUAUGACAACCUCCAGCAAUACAGAAUCCCCUACCCAGAAGCCAUCUUUGAUAUAGACUUCUUUCAUCACAAUCCCAAACCUUUCUUUACUCUUGCCAAAGAACUGUAUCCCACUGGAAAAUACAGGCCUAACUUCAUUCACUACUUUGUUCGACAUUUACACGACAAGGGGAUGUUACUCCGCAUGUACACACAAAACAUUGACGGCCUUGAGAGGAUUGCUGGCUUGCCUGCUGACAAAAUGGUAGAAGCUCAUGGAACGUUCUCAGAUGCCACUUGCCUUAUAUGUAGACAGAGACAUGACAAAGAGGAUAUUAAGGAUGCAAUAUUUUCGGACAAAAUCCCAAAGUGCAAAAAACCAGGAUGUAUGGGAGUUGUCAAGCCAGACAUUACAUUUUUUGGAGAAGACCUACCAAAGAGAUUUUAUUUCUACAUGAGAGACAUGCUACAAUCAGACCUUGUCAUUGUCAUGGGAACAUCAUUAGAGGUACAACCUUUUGCUGGAAUUAUUGACUCAGUGAAAUGGGGAGUUCCUCGAGUGUUAUUUAACAUGCAUGCUGUGGGACCAUUCAAAUAUCAGAGGCGAGCACAGGACUUCAUCUCCCCAGGUGACCUAAUUAACAGUGUCCAGAAGUUCACAGAUUUAGUUGGCUGGAAAGAGGAUAUGAAAGAACUCAUUACCAAAGAGGAGGGCAGAUUUGUGCUGUGCUCACCAGACUACGCAAAGAAAAUGAAAGAAAUGCAGAGUAAACCACCCCCGCCACCCCCCAGAGAGCCACCAGUCAGAUUCUGGAGACAGCCCGCCAAGCUCAACUUAUUUGACUCCGAAUCUGAGAGUUCCUCGGAAAUGUCCGAAACAGAAUCGGAGUCAUCUGAAGAGGACGAAAAUCCGCGACCUGGCAACAAAAAUAACAACUACAGAAGAGGAGUUGGCAUGUCAAAGAGUGCCCCAAGGGGAGGCAGCAAAAAUGACCAGGACAUGAAAAGAAACACCAAACCUGGAGUGAAUGGCAAGAGGAACUACAGCACGGAUUCCCAGCUAACCACCAGGUCAGAGAGACCUGUAAGGAACAAUCGCAAUCAUGCAACUGCCGUGAAGGUCACACAAGGCGAAGUGAACCAGGUUGCUUCACGUCUAGACCGAGUCAGUAUACGACCAAAAUCCAAUACUCCAGACUUGGGAAAAGGAAAACUGUUUAACGAGAAGCCUAUACGAAGAACUGUUUCAGAUAAAAAUCUGAAAUCUAAGGUACCAGGUGUGAAUCGACCCCUGCUGCAGAGAUCAAAUUCUGCAAAAUCUGUUAACGAGAAAGAAGCAAAAAGUAGAAAAGAGCAGAAAGAGUCUUCUAAUGGCAAGUCAGUAAGUGAAACAAAGAGUGAAAACAAGGUUAAAGCUGCUGAUUCAUUGGUGCUAAAGAAAGGAAAUGAGGAACUAUAUCAAGAGAACAACACUGUGAUAAACGGAGUGAAUAAUUGUUCAGAGUCUAGUCAAACAAUGACAGAGAAUGCUAGGAAUAAAAUAAGUAACGAGAGAUCCCAUACUAGGCCUCCCCUCCCUCAAAACCAAAGAAACAGGAAACCUCCCCUAAACCCCAUUAACCCUCGUCCGUACGGAUUCGAGGCUCAAAGAAAAUUGCCCCACAGACCAUCUAUUCAAGCCAACCUGGUGAGGGAAAAAUUCUUUACAAAAGAAGACAGUCGGCCAGCAUCUGCAGAGAUGCCACGCAUUGCGUAUCGCCAUCGAUUGAAACCAUCCUACGAUGCCAGGAUCUUUGCCACAAGAGUGGUAGAUACCAGUUCUGAAAGCUCAGAGGAGAGUUCAAGUGAUGAAUCGCGGUAAAUUUCAUUAUGAGAAACAUAUUUUCCCCAUUUAAUAACAAGACUCCAUGGAUACAGAAAAAGCAUUGCAUAUUGGAUGCUGCUGAGAAAUUAUGUAACUAGCAUUUAGAGCCUUUUUUAAUAUGUGAUAUUUUUCUUUCUGUAAAUCGAGAACCAUUCAUUAUUACGUGUAUAGCCUUUUUGUGAUUAUUCAUUGCCUUCUCUGCUCGCUUUAUUCGAUGUUUAAUAUGGUAAAGGUAGCAUUUAAUAUUUAUUAACACGGGUACUAUAAUCAUGGUAUAUCUUAUCAUUUCCCCCUAUCUAUCUGUUUGCUUUAUUGUAACCAUGAAGCCUUUAAUUUUGCAAGAUAUAACGGGUAAUUGAGUUAACUGAAAUUUAAAAUAUUAACAGAACUUUUUAAAAGAAUGGUUCAGAACAUGUACAUUUUACUGAGUAAGAGACCAUUGGGAUAUAUUAUGACAGAAUAAAAAAUAUGAAAAAAGUGUUUGAUACAACACAAUGCCUUUUCAACAAGCAUUAUGAUAUUGCUUUUAUUCAUUUUUUUGAGAUAUUAUUUUCCAUUUUACUUUCCAUUUAUGAAUAAUGGCAUCUUUUACUGAUAUCUAGCUGUACAAUUCAGGACAUUACCUCCAUCAAAAUGUGCAUUAUUUUUGUUUUUUAUAAUGUUAAUGAUUUUUUUCCAUCAAUUUCUUUAGAUCAGUUAUAGUUAAAAAUUUAUUAUGAUUAGAUGUGUAAAGUACUACAUGUAGUAUGCUUUAGCUGGUUUUAAUUUCAUAUACAGGUAUGUUGAGAAAUACUUGGUAUAACAUGCAAUGAAAUUGAAUUUUCUGUCUGAAGUAAGUGCUUAAAUGAAAACAUAUUUACAAAUUCAAAAUAAUAUUUUAUAGAACUGUAGAAAGAUCAAAUUCAAGUGUUUUGAAGAUUCAAAUCAGAAAACCCUAGCUUAGCUAUAGUGGUACUGGACCAGUUAUUGGCUGAAAUUUACAGGGUUUUUUUUUAUUGUUUUUUAUUUUUAUCUGAAUAAUUCUGCAUUAAAUUUGACAGUGUAAAUGGUCGACUCCUUCUAUUGAUAUAAUUAUAAAACAUAGUACAUACAACUAUUUCAGGUACUUCUUACAACAUCCUGUUUUUAUAUUAAACGUAGUUGAACUAUUUCAAGAAAUAAUGUUUAAUGCAGUGAAUAAACAUUUCUUAAGUCAUAGCAGACGAUCGAGAUAACAUAUAUCUCAGAUAUACAUGUUCUAAUACAUGCAACUAAACUCGGGAUUUAGCCAAUAACUGGUCCUAGCCAAAAACUGGUCCAGAACCAGUAUAGACUAGAACUUUGGUUCUUCUUAUUCGUUGAUAAAUAUUAGGAUGUUUAAUAGUAAUUUGUACUUAACUAGAUAUUUCAUGUGCAUUGUUAGCUUUUUUUUUUUUUUUGUUAUAUCUACUUUGAAUUAAUUAUUGUGUAGUAUGAUAUUUUAUUCUCCCCAGCCUUGGAUGAUUAUUGGACUAUAUUGCAGCAUUAACCUCAAACUUUGCAAAAUUAUGUAAACACGGAGAUUUUGAAAAUUUAUAUUACAUAAUUUUGUUACCUCUUACUAGCUGUUGAUUAUAUGUAGGUCUGUGAUAAAAAAAAAAAACAGAGCCAUGAUAAAGUAUAUUGGUUGUUUUAAU
Molecule: messenger RNA, 3943 nt
Organism: Magallana angulata
Lineage: Eukaryota; Metazoa; Mollusca; Bivalvia; Ostreida; Ostreidae
Exons: 10
Coding region: 90-2285 (731 amino acids)
Molecular function (GO): NAD+ binding
Source: RefSeq, a predicted model, not a curated record